Colletotrichum spaethianum is the source of this 3189-nucleotide messenger RNA. RefSeq lists its product as uncharacterized. Lineage: Eukaryota; Fungi; Ascomycota; Sordariomycetes; Glomerellales; Glomerellaceae. Bases 1 to 3189 code for a protein of 1062 amino acids. The record is from RefSeq and is a predicted model, not a curated record. The transcript is spliced from 2 exons.
AUGGCCCGUGGGAUAGGGGUCUGGGCGAGGGUCGGAGGGAAGGUGGCAGACACCGUCCUCGCACCAGAUGGCCAUAACGUUGGGGCACUUCUCCUUGGGGAUAGGCUCGGCAGUGUAGUUGCUGAGGGCAGUAACACUGGCGGCGAAGUGGGGAAGGAGCCAAGAGGGAAUCUUCUUGUUGUCGUCGUCUCCCUCACCGAGGAGGCCGAUGGAGGCGAACCAGGAGUGAAGGCUCUUGGGGAGAGGCUCGAUGGUGAUGGGGCAGGGGGCGUCAAUGAUGAUGAGGUUCUCGACGCUCUCGCCGGCCUUGGUGAGCUGGUUGACAAUCUCAUAGGCGAUGACACCGCCCGCGGACCAACCAGCCAAGGAGUAGGGACCUUUGGGCUGUCUCGCCUUCAUAGCCUCAAUGAACUUGGAAGCCAUACCGUAGACACCGCACUUGUACUCCUCAGGGGUCUUCAUGAAGGGGGAGAAGAGACCCCAGACCGCCCACUGGCUGGAGACCUGGCUGAUCUCGGUGUAGGAGGUUGCGCAGCCACUGCCGUCGGGUACCAUCCACAGGUUCUUGGUGGCGGUGCGGGUGCUUCCCUGGAGAAGGAUCGAGGUGGCCUUGCGGUGAGGGUAAUUGUCAAUGAUCUCUCUGGGCGCGGGCUUGGGCUUUGGGCCAAUACCGAGGGCCUUCUCAACCUCCAACAAAGAGGGGUUGGUGACGAAGAGGUCGCUGGGAAUGUCCAUGCCCGACUUCUCGCGGAGGGUGCCGAGAAUAGAGAGACUCAUGAGAGAGUCCAUGCCCAAAGCAGCCAGAUCUGGAGCCGCAACAAUCUCAUCAACCUCAACGCCCAUCUCCGUAGCGAUAGUGUCACGAAGAAUGUUCUGGAGGUCACCGCAUUCGGUGUCGUCGCCGUCACCCUUGACGGAACGGUCACUCUCCUCGUAAGGGGUAGUGACGUUGGAGUCAGACUCCAGCUCGGGUGUCUCGGAAACGGAACCGCUGGAAUCACCAGAGUCCUGGACGUAGCUGUCCUUGCGAUCAGAGGUCUCGAACUGAGCAAGGAAAGCCUUGAAUGCACCGAUGGUCGGGUACUCGACAAAGGCAUGAGAGUCGAUGUCGAUGUCAAGCUCCUCACGCAUUCUGCCAGAGACGGUCAGAGCCAUCAGGGAGUCACAGCCCAAAUCAGUGAAGGCGAUGUUGUCAGCAAGUUCAUCUUGGGUGACACCAACUUCUUUGGCCAGGAUGUCGAAAACGUCUUGGACAACGGAGCGCUUGGCGAGCUUGGCGUUGACAGCCUUGAGGUUGCUGGCGGUGACUUGCUUGGUAGCCUUCUCCUUGCCACUCUUCUCCUUGGCCGGGGCAGCCUUGGCGGGGGCAGCAGCCUUGGGGGCAGCGGCGGCAGGAGCAGAGCCGGCAGCGGCACGUCCACGAGGAGGCAAGACCAUGUUGAGGACCUUGCGAGGGAUGGACUGGAACUUGACGUCGCCAGCAACACCGAUGAUGCGGUCACCAUCAAAGACGUAAGCAUCACCAGCCAUCAUCUUGGUACCCUUGACAGGCUGCAUACGAACGUAGGAGCGGUAAGUCUUGGAGGCAUCGAGCUUCUCGGUGAAUCUCAUGGAGCCCCAUCCGUGGGAGAUGAAGACUUGCUCGCGCGAGUCGAUGGCAUCGGUACCGUUGAUGACGAAACCAGAGAGAUGGCAACAGCUGUCAAUCCAGUACGGGUUGCAGAAAAAGCUGCCAUCCUUCUCCGUGGUCUGGAAACUGAUCUUGGCGGUAGCCUCGCAGGUCUUGCUGUCCAAGAUGACCUCCUCCAUACCCUGGUACUUCUUGUCAUAGUCGACCAAAGCAGUGAAGAGCUUGUAGGUCAGUCCGCGACCAAUCUUGGACGCCUUGCCCUGUCUCUCAGCCUCCUCGAGGGCGUCAAUACGGCCCUUGAUGAGGUAGCUAACACGCUCGAACUCGUCAGCCCACUGCUCAGUGCUGCCGUAGACGACCUUGCAGUGAGCGUGCUCGGUCUUCUUAGAGCCCUCGCCAGUGUGGAAGCUGACGUCGGCAUAGCCCAGAGCGACGUUGGCAGUGACGGUGGUGCGGAGGACAUGGGCAUCAAGCUUCUCGUCAAAGAUGAGAGUCUUGGGCACCUCGACGUUGGCAACGUUCAGGCCGACGGGCUCGGCGUCAGGGCGGAGCAUCUUGUACGCGUAGUCGGCAACAGUCAUAGCCAUAUCGGCGUAGAGGGUGGAAGGGCAGAGAGGAGCGCCGUUGCACAAGUGGCCCUCGACGAGAGGGCGGGUGUCGGGGCGCGAGAGGUUGGUCUCGGUCUCGACGAGGGCAAUGUCACCAUUGACAUCCUCGUUAGUGACUGCGUGGAUGGAGGUGGUGGACAGCUUAGGCCUGGCAGGCUCGAUCUGGAGAGGAGCCUUGACCGCGGAAGGACCACGGUUCUUGGUAAGGCACCAAUCGCCGGUGUACUGGAGCCAGUAGUUCUUCUCGUCGAAGGAGUAGGUCGGGAGGUCAAGGAGACGAGUGCACUCGCUGAAGUCGCGGUGGAACUCAUCCCAGUCCAGGUUGAUACCAGCAGUGUGAAGAGCACACAGAGUGUUGCUGAGAACCUUGUAAGUAGGCUCGUUGCGACGCAGAGUGGGAACAGCAACCGAGCUGAUGCCAAACGAAGACUUGACGAAGUUGGCACAGACGGGGUGAGGUCCAACCUCGAGCCAAACGGUCUUCUCGUCAACGGCACCAGACUGCUGGGCGUGGACAAGGCCGCCAAGGAAGUUGACAGCGUCACGGGCGUGGUUGCGAAGGUACGCGGCAUUGACCGGCUCGUUCUCAACCAUCUUGCCAAGCAGAGGCGAGAUGAUGGGAACCUGAGGCCUCUCGAAGCUCACGGAACGAGCGAGAGUCUCAAAGUCGUCCAGGAUGGGAUCGACCUGAGCAGAGUGGAAGGCGAAAGGCACCUUGAGCUGGGUGCACUUGAAACCGGCAGUGCCAAGAUGCGAGGAGAUCUCACUGAUCUUGGCAGCCGCACCGCUGAGAACAGUCUCCCGAGGGCCGUUGAUGCAAGCAACGUUGACAGCCUCAGCCUCGGCGCCGAGGGCCUCCAUGACCGCGUCAACGGGGCCGGUGACAGCGAGCAUAGCAUGGGUGCCAGCAGUGCACUUCUGGACGAGGAGCUGGGCGCGAGCUCCAACUAG